CCUGAGGCGUAAAUAUUGGGUUAUCAACGAGCUACGAGCCUAAUGGAGACUUGUUUGUGGAAAACUUCAAAACGUUGGGAAAAGACUUUCAACUUCAGUUCGGGAAGUAAACACUAUUCUGUCGAACUAAUUCGUAUAAAGCGAUUCUGUGGCGAAGAAUUUCGUAUAUUCACAAACGGACUGCAGAUUAAUCGCGCAACAUAUAAGCGUCUUAAUGGCUUAGCUGUGUGCAGUAGGAGCGAACAAUAUGCUUGGAAGUUUGAUGGUCGUUCUUUUCUGUUGAUGAUUGUACCUGGAACAUGGUCGAUGACAGAGUAUCAUUUGCUGAUCGACGGUUUUCAGAUAGACAGGGAUCUCACUCCAUCAGAACUGUGGAGAAAACGACGAUGGAUUCUUCUUUAUUUUGGUCUCAUCGAGGUGUUGAUAGGAGUUUCAUUGGAAUCGUUACGAUACUUUGAAGACACUGUGCCUUCGCCAUAUGUUGUUUUAUGGGAGCUGCUUGGCCGCGUGUUAUUAAUAUUUGGCUUGUUAAAGAUUGUGGAGGGUUUAACCUCACAUGUGGUGAGACAUUCUAAUCGUUAUGGACCGGUUUACACAGUCUAGGGAAACUUCAAACCACAUAUUACUAAUUUACCACAUUUUCAUCCAGAAAAAGGUGGAGUAAAAAAUAUCCAGCUCAACAAAUCAUGAACCUGAUCAAACUCCAAGCGAUUGCGUCGUUAUUCGUUGUAAAAUGUUGAAUCGAAGAUGUAUUAAAAUAUGAUCUCUGUUUUCA
Messenger RNA from Stylophora pistillata, 775 nucleotides. RefSeq lists its product as uncharacterized. NCBI's taxonomy places the organism in Eukaryota, Metazoa, Cnidaria, Anthozoa, Scleractinia, Pocilloporidae. The record is from RefSeq and is a predicted model, not a curated record.